This is a messenger RNA of Ostertagia ostertagi, 450 nucleotides long. The record is from the annotation of a GenBank genome assembly. Lineage: Eukaryota; Metazoa; Nematoda; Chromadorea; Rhabditida; Trichostrongylidae.
AUGGGCUGCACUUCUUUCUUCGUUAGUAUUGGUAGGUAUAUCUUCACCGAUUAUUGCUUCAUUGAGGAACUGCUUCAUUCCCUGAUCAUGGAUGACAUCAAACCUUCUGGAAUGCUCCAAUUUUUUCGCUGUAUUUUCUUUUGUCCAAUGCGAAGACCGGUCACAGAUCAAACUUUUAAAGAAAACUUUAUUUUUUCAAGGUCGACUGAGAAACUGCCUCGAAAUCGUCUGAUAAAUUGGUUGAUUCAGUUCUACAAUUUGCUCAUGGCUAAAUUCUCCCUAUACUUUACAAAUGUACUAGCAAAUUUUUGUAGCGUGGACGACCUCAAGAUAGUGAAGAAAGCCGAUGCUGUUUGCUUAGCGAUAAUUAUGGAUCGAGAGAACUGUACCGAAAAGUUCUAUGGCUCGUUCAGGACGGCUGCCUUCCCUUUUUAUAAAACUUUUUGCUAA